AAAUUAAAGCUAAAACCAAAAUGAUCGCCCUCUCAAGAUUUGGAUCCAACCCAUUUCCAUUUACAUUCCAUGUUCCAUCCAAACAGCUCUCUCUCUCUCUCUCUCUUCCCUUUCCCUCUCUCUCUAGUCUCUCGUAUGGAUAUUAUAUAAAGGAGAUGGUUUCAGACAAGAUUUCCCCCACCCCCACCCAUCCUCCUUUUUACUUCAAAAAGGGGAAGAAAAAACAGGGGAUCGGAACCCAACACAAUCACAAUGGGUUUCUCUUUCUUAUUCCGAGCUGCGUUUGCAGUGCUGCUUCUGUGCGUUUUGUUCCUCCAAACGCAAGCCCAGAUUUCGAACAGCAGUUGGGCCGCCGGAAAAGUGGCCGGAAAAUGCAACGUGUUCCAGGGGAAGUGGGUUUUCGACGCUUCGUACCCUCUCUACGACUCCUCCACUUGCCCCUUCGUAGAUCCGCAGUUCAACUGCCAGAAGUACGGCCGCCCCGACAAGUCGUACCUCAAGUAUCGCUGGCAGCCCCUCUCCUGCGCUCUCCCCAGGUUCAAUGGGCUGAAUUUUCUGGAGAAAUGGAGGGGGAAGAAAAUAAUGUUCGUGGGAGAUUCGUUGAGCUUGAACCAGUGGGAGUCUUUGGCUUGUAUGAUUCACGCAUGGGUUCCAAAUUCCAAGACCUCAUUCGUCAGAAGAGACGGCCUCUCUUCUGUUACUUUUCAGGAUUAUGGAGUUGAGCUAUGGCUGUUCCGAACGGCUUACCUGGUGGACAUGGUGAACGAGAAAAUCGGCCGAGUUCUGAAACUCGACUCAAUCCAGAGCGGCAACGCCUGGAGGGGAAUGGACAUGCUCAUCUUCAACACCUGGCACUGGUGGACCCACACCGGCUCCUCUCAGCCAUGGGAUUACAUUCAAGACGGCAACAGAGUGAUGAAGGACAUGAACCGCUACGUGGCUUACUACAAAGGCCUCACCACCUGGGCCCGGUGGGUCAACCUCAACGUCGAUCCUUCCAAAACCAAAGUCUUCUUCCUCGGAAUCUCCCCAACUCACUACAUUGGCAGGGACUGGAGCCAGCCCACGAAGUCCUGCUCCGGCGAAACAGAGCCCUACUUCGGGGCGCGGUAUCCGGCGGGG
This is a messenger RNA of Momordica charantia (bitter melon), 1122 nucleotides long. Its product is annotated as protein trichome birefringence-like 39. The record is from RefSeq and is a predicted model, not a curated record. Gene Ontology annotation, molecular function: O-acetyltransferase activity. Gene Ontology annotation, cellular component: Golgi apparatus. Lineage: Eukaryota; Viridiplantae; Streptophyta; Magnoliopsida; Cucurbitales; Cucurbitaceae.